This is a messenger RNA of Pseudocercospora fijiensis CIRAD86, 1299 nucleotides long. RefSeq lists its product as uncharacterized. Gene Ontology annotation, molecular function: DNA-binding transcription activator activity, RNA polymerase II-specific; RNA polymerase II cis-regulatory region sequence-specific DNA binding. Gene Ontology annotation, cellular component: nucleus. The record is from RefSeq and is a predicted model, not a curated record. NCBI's taxonomy places the organism in Eukaryota, Fungi, Ascomycota, Dothideomycetes, Mycosphaerellales, Mycosphaerellaceae. The transcript is spliced from 7 exons. Gene Ontology annotation, biological process: regulation of transcription by RNA polymerase II. The coding region runs from base 1 to 1299 and encodes 432 amino acids.
AUGUUACCCUCGUUUCAGCCUCAGGCAUCAUUUACCAUCCCAGCAGGCACCAGCAUAGAAAUCUCGUAUCCUGCCACAAGCAUGAUACCUUCUUUUGCAAUGCCAAGUAUCACGAAUAUUGCGCAAGGCUCGCAUGAGCACCACUCCGCCACUCUGGUUCCAACAGCCGAACACAGCCUUCCAGUGUACAAGCUCUUCUUCCAUGGCAGCUUGAUUGGAUUGAGGCUGGCGAUGAGCUUGACCGGCGUUGACGAUGGAGUACUCUCACCGCUGCAAGCUGUCUCGAUUGAUGAGAUGAGAGAACGUACCCCAGAGCCUGAGAGCACAACGCCCCCGAAGCGACGGCCGCCUAGAUAUGAUCCAGGACUGGCUGUGCUGGGUCUACCGGUACACCGGAGCCUUGCGUACUGUUCGAGGUCGCCAACCCCCGAGAGCGAGUCGGAAGAGGACACAAGAUCCUCAACGCCACAAGCCUUGCCAUCGUCAGACCGUGAGCCUGUCGUAUCGGUGCCUAAUACAAAUGCGGCUCAAAGCCCCUCAUUUUCACACGGGCAACAUGAUAACCAGCCGGAAGCGACUUCGGUGAUCAGUUCGCAUUCCGUCGAACACCAUGUCAUCAUGACAGGAUCAGCAAUACCAGAGCAGGAUCUGGACCAGCCAGCAGACGUGCAGACGCCAUCCUCUGUUGACAGCAGGACAGCCAGCCACAAAUCGGAAACCGAAGACGAAGUCGAGCUGACGCCAUUGUCAUCCGCGAACGAUUCUGCCUAUUGUUCUCCAGAGCAACCAAUCCAGCAUGACGACGCCGAGCAGGUUGGAUCGAAAAUGGAAGAUAUCAUAGAGGGCCCAGAUGUCGGGCAAGAGGGUCCCGGAAAGAAAAAAGGUGUUGGACCACACAAGUGCGAGACCUGUGAAACCAGAUUCAAAACCUCAUACCUACUCAAGUACGUACGCUCUCCCAAUCCUCACCGAAACCUUCGUAUGCUAAAAACCUUCCAUAGAUCCCAUCGCGACGUCCACACGAACGACAAACCUCACCGCUGCGAGGAGUCCAAGUGCGCGCGGACUUUCAAGAGGAAAAGCGAGCUGACCCGGCACUUGAAAUCUAUCCAUCACACCCAAGGUUUUGCGGUCAUCAUCGCCGGUGAAUGGAAAGAGGCGGAGGGCUGGGCUGGUUACGAGGGGAUGAGGGAUUUGAAUGGGAAUGAGAAUCUCCGCGCCGCUUUUGAAGAUUUGUUGGAGAAGACGAGUCCUCUUGAGGCUAUUGAUCUAGGUCCUGCUUCAACCCUGAUAUUCUAA